GGCGUACGGCAACAUAUAUUACAACACAAGCAAAGGACCAAAGCUAGAGAUCCAUCAACGACAAAUCUAUGAUUCUCUAAACAAACAAAGCAACACACCCAAUCCAACGAUGAGACAGACGAUCUCAUUACAAUUAAUUAACCCAUUUCUUAUUUGUCGCCACCAAUUUCAUUUUAUCGCCACCCCCCCUUGAAUGAAAUUACGACUUUACCCCUGAAAUUUAAAAAAUUACGAAAAUGCCACUAAGCUUAUAACUUAUAUAAAAACACUUCAAAUCCACUCAAUAACACUUUCAUCACUUCCAUAAAAUCAAAUUCUUCACAUAAAAUUAAGCGGAGCUAAAACUUUGGAAUCGAAAUCGUCAACAAAAAUUCGAGUAAAUGGCUGGAAAUCAAGGUAAAGGAAAAGGGUUUUUUAGAGGUUUAUUAAGCGGCAAUAGAUCUAGGCCUACUUUACUGAGAGGUGAUCCCCAUGAGAGGGGGGUUACGGGAUCUGCAAGGCGAGCAAGGCAAGAACAAGCGGCCAUACAUAGUCAGGCCCAACGUUCAAGUACCCUAGAGCAAGUGCGUAGUCGCUUUGAGCGCCAAAGUAGCCUACAUAGUCAUACGGUCGGCUCAGGUGACGAUGAUACUGAUUACGACGAGUCUCUUAGUCGGGAAGAGUCUCUUGGUCAGGAUGAGUCUGCAUGUCAUCCUGUUGAUUGGACGAUCGUAAGAGGCCAUGCUGUUAAGUUCAAGAGUAGAGGGCAGGGCUCGAGUGGCACUUCUGAUCAGGCAGGAGUAAGCCAGGCUGAGGAUGCGGCUCCACGGGGGAGGAGGCGAUCGCAGUCCGCGGACACGGACUGGUUAAUCACAUCAGCCCAGCCCGGGGGCCCUGUUGAUACUACUUUAAUACCCAGCUACGGUGGGCACGUAGCAAAGGCUAUAUUUGAGGGAUCGGAGCGCACCCCUCCGAUUUUGGAAUGUCGUGCUCGGAAGAAAACGUUGGAUUCAAUCAUUAGACUUCAGGACAUGUCUGAUGAAUUGUACAGAGUGUUACCUGGUACUCCCCUUGGUCGGCUGCCGUAUAUAAUGCACCAGCACAUCGACAGUGCUCUCAUUACGGCAUUUGUGGAAAGGUGGCAGCCUGACACCAACACCUUCCACAUGCCGUGGGGGGAGAUGACCAUAAUGUUGCACGACGUGCAACGCAUCUUGGGAAUUGGCAUUGACGGUUCACUUCCCGUGCAACCGUCUGAUAAUGAAUGGCAGCUUGGCCUGGCCGGCCUUUUUGGUAUGCCAUUGUCGGAGCUGCGUGCGAAGGGGCACUUCACAAGCGGCAGCAUUAAUGUUGGUGCACUGUUGCAGCUAUGCCACCGUUCUCAGUCUAUGGAUACUCAACGUACCGCCUACUACAUGGCUAUAGUAGGUUCCACGUUGCUCGUGGAUAAGACUAGAGUCGGGAUGCGUCCUCACCCUGUUGUUACUAUUACCGCUGAUGAGGUUGAUAUUGCUUGGGGUGCAGUGACGCUUGCUCACAUGUAUCGCCAACUGGGUAUGGCGACAAGGACUGGGUGCAAGACUAUUGCUGGUUGCCUGACACUGUUGCAGACAUGGAUUUACGAGUACUUCCCAGCCUUCCGCCCCCAUCUGCGUCAAGCUGACAUGCCGAACAAGACAAGGGCAGAGAUGUGGUCCCCGCCGAAGCCAAUCCGCGAGCUGAGCAGACUGAUAGACUGUAGGAGCAUACUGGAUGCCAUGACAGAGGCACAGGUGGAGUGGACUCCGUACUUGACUUAUGAUAGGUCUUUAUUGAACGAGCACCCACGUACCUCGUAUAUCGGUGGUAUCACCUGUUUCGAUAUCGUGGAGGUCUAUUUGCCUGAGAGGACAGUGAGGCAGCUCGGUUUUGCACAGGAGAUUCCCCCGGCUCCGCUGAGACCUACCCAAGCUCUGCAACCAGCACAGGGCUCCUACUCAGUUACAUUCGCUUCUUCCUGUAUGUUUACGGAGAUGUGGAGUAGGUUCCCUUACUGUGCCCGUGUAGUGGAGCAGGCACAGCGUCGCGCAUCGGUUCCAUCAGAGGCUGCCCCGGAUUACGUGGACUGGUUUAGAGUGUCUUCCCACUGUUUUCUCAUCCCAGGUGAAGGACCUGCUGCUGCGUUUGGUGCUGCUGAUAACAGAGUCGAAUAUUUUGCUGCUGAAUUUCCAACUCGACUUGCACCAUUGCUCAGGAUGCCAGCUAUUGCUCAAAUGACGCCUCGGGAAAGAGAUGCUGCUGAUAUGUAUUUAGAGGAUCUUAGAGAGUUGUUUUCCGAAUGGCAAGAGUGUAGAGGGCGCAGCCCCUUAGAGACUUGCACCAACCGCAUUUUUCUAAAAGACAACUGCCCAGGUCUGCGCCGCAUUCAGCCCCACAUCCUUGAUCUGGUCCUUGUGCUCAAUUUUAUUGAAGGUUUCUGUACUCUUCUCAAACAUUGUACCAAUAAAACCUUCAACAUCCGGCAAGGCUUCGGUACUUAUAGUAAAAAAAUGAAUGGUGGCAGCAGCAAUAAAAAGCCAUAG
Messenger RNA from Amaranthus tricolor (Joseph's coat), 2540 nucleotides. RefSeq lists its product as uncharacterized. The record is from RefSeq and is a predicted model, not a curated record. The coding region runs from base 381 to 2540 and encodes 719 amino acids. NCBI's taxonomy places the organism in Eukaryota, Viridiplantae, Streptophyta, Magnoliopsida, Caryophyllales, Amaranthaceae. The transcript is spliced from 5 exons. Gene Ontology annotation, biological process: meristem development; meristem maintenance.